This is a messenger RNA of Acanthamoeba castellanii str. Neff, 1068 nucleotides long. Its product is annotated as kelch repeat protein. The record is from RefSeq and is a predicted model, not a curated record. Bases 1 to 1068 code for a protein of 355 amino acids. The transcript has 2 exons. NCBI's taxonomy places the organism in Eukaryota, Discosea, Longamoebia, Acanthamoebidae. Gene Ontology annotation, molecular function: protein binding.
AUGGCACGCGUGCGGCACCUCUGCGCUCUCGUGCUCCUCGCGCUUCUGGCCGGAGGCUCUUCCGCACAGUGGAGCACGCUGAGUCUCGCCCAGCCGCGCAAGGAGAUGCGGGGUGCGGCAGUUCGCGACCUGGUGUUCUUCGCGGGGGGCUCCGUGUUCUCCAAGACGGUGGAGAUCUACAACAUGACCUCGGGUGUGUGGCGGACGGCGGAGCUCUCGCGCGGUCGCUCGGGCGUCGCCACCACGUCGGUGGGCGAUAGGUUCGUGCUGUUCGCCGGCGGCCUGACGGGGACGUGGGAUAACAGGGUGGCCUCAGCCGCGGUCGACAUCUACAACGUCGACACCAAUACAUGGACAACAGCAGCGCUCUCCCACCCCCGCGUCAACAUAGCGGCGACCUCUGCCGGCGAGCUCGCCUUCUUCGCCGGCGGGAGCAGUGGCGAUGAGUCGCUGCACAGCGUGAUCGACGUCUACAAUGCCACAUCGGGCGCCUGGAGCACGCUGUCGCUCUCCGAAUCACGCACGCUGCUGGGGGCCGUGUCGCUGGGCGAUUUGGUGUUCUUCGCCGGCGGCUACCGGUCGGGCGCCUACACGUCCCUCGUGGAGAUCUACAACACCACGUCGCGGGUGUGGGCCUCGCCGGCCCAUCUGUCCCAGCCCCAGACCAUCAGCGCGGCUUUUGCGAUGGGCAGCAAGGCCUUCUUCCUUGGGCGGAGCGUGACCAACUUCGUCGCCCGCUCGGCGCUGCACAUAUACGACGCCUGCACCGGGGCCUGGACUGCCGUGGCCGUGCCCCGUCUCUCCUACGAGACGGCGACGGCGGCGAACGGGCUCGUGAUACUCGCCGGCACACUGGUCGGCUACGAGACGGCAGGCACGGUCGACAUCUACACUGUCGCCACCGGCGCCUGGACCUCGGCGUCGCUUUCGGUCGCCCGCCGGCACUUGGCCGCCGCCUCGGCGGGCAACGCAAGCCUCCUCGCCGGCGGCGACCUCAACACCGCCACCGUCUCGGACGCAAUCGACGUCUACAGGUCUGCGUACCUGCCGCCGCCUGGCUGCUUGUAA